Molecule: messenger RNA, 2934 nt
Organism: Paramacrobiotus metropolitanus
Lineage: Eukaryota; Metazoa; Tardigrada; Eutardigrada; Parachela; Macrobiotidae
Product: GMP synthase [glutamine-hydrolyzing]-like
Exons: 15
Coding region: 324-2543 (739 amino acids)
Biological process (GO): GMP biosynthetic process
Cellular component (GO): cytosol
Molecular function (GO): ATP binding; GMP synthase activity; GMP synthase (glutamine-hydrolyzing) activity
Source: RefSeq, a predicted model, not a curated record
UGUUUUUUCGCGUCGACGGUUUCCAAGUGCAACUACCACUGGAUGUCGUUUUUCAAUACAUCCUCUUUUCCACUAUUUUUCUCUGUUGUUAUUUAAUUUUUCUGCCUGGCGCUUUCAUCUGUGGAUCUCACUCGUGCGGCGGUUAAUCCGUAAUCUCUCUGUCGGAAUAUCGAAUGUUGUGUUUGAUUUAUCGAUGGUGAUUCGACACUUAUCAGGCGUCGCGCAUACAAUAACCGUUCCAAAGUCCUCUUCGCUCCAUCUUAUCAGGUGUGCUGGUUGCCCUGUGUGUGCAUUUAUACGGCUGACAGCGGGGACGCACGGGUAUGAGCUUUAAGACGCGCUCCUCCUCACUGAACAGCGGCAUCAGCGCAAGCAGCAGCGGCCCCACACCAUCGAACCCGGUGACACUGACGCCAGCCGCGAUGGCAGCCAAGAUGGUCCCCAGCGAUGAACAUGUGGUGCCGGGCCUCCCGCAUGCGGCCAGUGGCCCGUUGAACGGCAACGGGACGUCCGUGCAUCCCGAUCUGGAUAAGGUGGCCAUUCUCGAUGCGGGCGCGCAGUAUGGCAAGGUGAUUGACCGUCGUGUACGCGAACUGAACGUCUACACAGAAAUCCUCCCGCUGGAGACGCCGCUCUCCGUCUUAUUGGAGCGGAAGUUCAAGGCGGUCAUCAUUUCCGGUGGACCACAGUCGGUGUAUGCGACCAACGCGCUUACCUACGACAGCCAGUUGUUUACCAGUAAUUUGCCUGUCCUGGGCAUUUGCUACGGGUUUCAGCUGCUGAAUAAAGCCUGCGGUGGCACCGUGGCCAAAACCCAACGCCGCAACGAUGGACAGACGGAAAUCCUGGUGGAGCCCAGUAGUGCGCUGUUCAAGGGAAUGAAUCCGUUGCAGCAUGUUUUAUUGACACAUGGUGAUUCGGUCAUUGAAGUUCCGCCGGAGUUAAAUGUGAUUGCCAAAUUUGACAACCUCGUAGUCGGUGUGUCGAAUGAAAAGCGCAAAAAAUACGGUGUCCAGUUCCAUCCGGAAGUGGAUUUGACCACCAACGGGAUGGAGAUUUUUAAGAAUUUCCUUUUCCGCAUUUCCGGUAUCCGGCCGAAUUUCAUCAUGCAGAACCGCGAGGAGGAGUUGGUCAAGUUCAUCCGCAGUACCGUGCGUGAUAAAAAAGUACUGCUCCUGGCCAGUGGCGGAGUGGACAGUACCGUCUGUGCGGCCCUUUUACGGAAAUGUAUUCCCCCUGAUCAGCUGAUCGUUCUGCACAUAAACAAUGGAUUUAUGCGGAAAGACGAGUCCAAGAACGUCAUGGAGCAGCUGAGCAAGCUGGGCAUUCAGGUGGAAUAUCGCAAUUGUAGUGAUCGUUUCCGCUAUGCACGCCGGCGCCGUUUAGACGAUCCGACCGACGGCGGCGCGUACAUUUCGCCGAUUCUCAUGGAGACUGUGGAUCCUGAGGAGAAGCGGAAAAUUAUUGGUGAUACUUUCAUGGAGGUGACCAAUCAUGUCAUCCGGGAAGAAUUGAAACUAGUGGAAGCGGAUGUGCUCGUGUGUCAAGGCACGUUGCGUCCGGAUUUAAUAGAAAGUUCGUCGAAGCUUGCCAGUCAGCACGCCGAGGCCAUUAAAACCCAUCAUAAUGACACCGAUUUCGUACGCGAUCUGCGGAAUAAAGGUCGUGUUAUCGAACCCUUAAAGGACUUUCACAAAGAUGAAGUGCGCCGAUUGGGCAAGGAUCUCGGUUUACCGGAAGUUCUCGUUAUGCGACAUCCUUUUCCGGGUCCGGGAUUAGCGGUGCGGGUGAUAUGCGCUACGGAGCCGUAUCGUGGCCGGGAUUAUGAUAAGACUGUGAUGUUAUUGCGAAUAAUUUGUUCCUUUGCCAAACCGGUGUGGCACUUGUCAGUUAUGCAUGAUAGCGUCAGGGCAACCCUGACAAAAGAAGAAGUCGACUUUCUAACCGAGGCCAGUGACUACAAUAUUGCCGGACAUGUGCUUCCCAUCCGCUCCGUUGGCGUUCAGGGCGAUGGUCGAUCGUUCAAGCAUGUGGCCGCCCUGUCGAUGGAGCUGGAAACCGGCAAGAUCCCUUGGAAAGUGCUGUUCCGUUUAGCCGAAAUUAUCCCGCGCAUUUGCGAGCAGAUCAGCCGGGUGGUGUACGUGUUCGGGUCGCGCGUCGAACACGAGAUCGAGUUCAUCACCGAGACGACGCUCCUGCCGCAACAUGUCGUGGCCAAACUGCAGGAAAUUGAUUCACGUGCUCAAACGAUAUUAUGGGAGAGUGGACACUACAAUGCAGUUGCUCAGAUGCCGGUAAUACUCAUUCCUGUCGUGUUCGACGUGGACACGGUGGAUCCCAAUUACGCCGGACGGCAGCAUUCGGUGGUGCUGCGGCCCUUCAUCACCAAUGAUUUCAUGACAGGGAUUGCCGCUGUACCCGAUGUACACCUACCCGAAAGUACGAUACUGGAUAUGGUGAGUGCCAUAAGCGAUGUGGGCGGGGUGUCGCGCGUUGUCUACGACCUGACCUGCAAACCGCCGGGGACGACGGAGUGGGAAUAAGAGGGUAUUUUUGCUUUUUUGUAGUCGGUAUAAUUGUUUUCACGAUGGUGUGACGUCGAGUAUAAAAAACCGUUUGAAUGAUUUCUCUGAUGGAGAACAGUCUGCGCUUCCGGAUUUGUAAUGAAACCUGCCGGGUGGAUGUGUUUGGCCAUUGGUCAGUUUGGUUGCUUUCUGUUUAUCUGGUUUUCGUUUUUUUUUCUGUUUCAGCUUUGUUUAAUGUUUGUUUGUCUUGGCUGAAAGUAAUUUAUUGGGAGAUUUUCGUGAAAAAUUUUGAGUUAACUGGAUAACUCUGGAUGAUUGAUGGGCGCGCACUUACAUAAAAUUUAGCGCGCAGCACUUGCAUAAAAUUUAAUACGGUUUAAUAAGAUUUAAUAAACAUGGCGAAUUUUCA